UAGGGACGUUGAUCCUAGAAGCUGCCCCAGCCUGAGCCACUCCCUGUGCCUCUGGACCUCAAGUCCUCCUCCCCUAUGCUCCAUUCAAAGUCUUGAGGGCCGGAUGGGAGACGCGUCCAAACUCAUCCAGACUAGUCAAACUUAAAACAAUACAGCGGGGAAGGGGUUCCACUACAGACCUGACUAUAUACCCCGGGGAUUCUUACGGAUUAAUACGAGGCGUACAUUUCUGAUACAAAAAAAGGGGGGGAGACGAAGCUGCCAACAUGGAGGUGAAGACUUCACUCCUAGAUAACAUGAUCGGGGUCGGCGACAUGGUUCUCCUCGAGCCGCUGACGGAGGACUCGUUCAUCGAGAACCUCAGGAACCGCUUCGACCACAACGAGAUCUAUACGUACAUCGGCAGCGUGGUGAUCUCUAUGAACCCCUACCGGUCCCUGCCCAUCUUCACACCGGAGAAGGUGGAGGAGUACCGCAACAGGAACUUUUACGAGCUCAGUCCACACAUCUACGCUCUGGCAGAUGAGGCCUACCGCUCGCUUAGGGACCAGGAUAAGGACCAGUGCAUCCUCAUCACCGGGGAGAGUGGUGCUGGGAAGACUGAGGCCAGUAAGCUGGUGAUGUCCUACGUGGCGGCGGUGUGUGGGAAGGGCCAGGAGGUGAACAAGGUUAAAGAACAGCUGCUGCAGUCCAACCCUGUGCUGGAGGCCUUUGGAAAUGCGAAAACUGUGAGGAACGACAACUCCUCCAGAUUUGGGAAAUACAUGGACAUCGAGUUUGACUUCAAAGGAGAUCCCGUGGGAGGAGUUAUUAGUAACUAUCUACUGGAGAAGUCACGGGUGGUGAAGCAGCCGAGAGGGGAGAGGAACUUCCACAUCUUCUACCAGCUCCUGUCUGGAGCCUCCGACGACACACUCAGAAAGCUGAAGCUCGACCGAGACUUCAGCAAGUACAACUACCUGAGUCUGGACUCGGCCAACGUCAACGGUCUGGAUGACGCAGCCAACUUCCGCACAGUCAGGAAUGCCAUGCAGAUCGUGGGGUUCAUGGAGGACGAGGUGCAGUCGGUGCUGGAGCUGGUGGCGGCCGUGCUGAAGCUGGGAAACAUUGAGUUCAAACCGGAGUCCCGCAGCAACGGCUACGACGAGAGCCGCGUCAAAGACAAGAACGACCUGAAGGAGAUGUGUGAGCUGCUGGGGAUCGAGCAGUCGGUGCUGGAGCGCGCCUUCAGCUACCGCACCGUGGAGGCUAAGCUGGAGAAGGUCUCCACCACCCUCAACGUGUCCCAGGCCUACUACGCCCGCGACGCGCUCGCCAAGAACCUGUACAGCCGCCUGUUCAGCUGGCUGGUCACCCGGAUCAACGAGAGCAUUAAGGCCCAAUCCAAAACCCGCCACAAGGUGAUGGGCGUUCUCGACAUCUACGGCUUCGAGAUAUUCGAGGACAACAGCUUUGAGCAGUUCAUCAUCAACUACUGCAACGAGAAGCUGCAGCAGAUCUUCAUCGAGCUGACCCUGCGCGAGGAGCAGGAGGAGUACAUCCGCGAGGACAUCGAGUGGACCAACAUCGAGUACUUCAACAACGCCGUCAUCUGCGACCUCAUUGAAAAUAACCAGAACGGCAUCCUGGCCAUGCUGGACGAGGAGUGCCUGCGCCCCGGGACCGUCACGGACAUCACCUUCCUGGACAAGCUGAACACGGUGUGCGCAGAGCACCAGCACUUUGAAAGCCGCCUCAGCAAGAACUCCAAGUUCCUGACGGACCACAGUCUGCCCCACAGCUGCUUCCGUAUCCAGCACUACGCCGGCAAGGUUCUGUACCGCGUGGAGGGCUUCAUGGACAAGAACAACGACCUGCUGUACCGCGAUCUGUCCCAGGCCAUGUACAAGGCAAACCACAAACUCAUCAAGCAGCUCUUCCCCGAGGGCAACCCCGCCAAGGUCAACCUGAAGAGGCCCCCCACCGCCGGCUUCCAGUUCAAGCACUCGGUGGGCACCCUGAUGAGGAACCUGCAGACCAAGAACCCCAACUACAUCAGGUGCGUGAAGCCCAAUGACAAGAAGGCGCCCCGUAUCUUCACGGACUCCCUGGUGCGCCACCAGGUGGCCUACCUGGGCCUGAUGGAGAACGUGCGCGUGAGGCGGGCCGGCUACGCCUACCGCCAGGCCUACGAGCCCUGCCUGGAGCGCUACAAGAUGCUCUGCAAGCAGACCUGGCCCCACUGGAAGGGCCCCACAAGGGAGGGUGUGGAGGUGCUCAUGGCAGAUCUCCAGGUCUCAACGGAAGAAUUUGCCUACGGCAACUCAAAGAUAUUCAUCAGGAACCCCAGAACGCUCUUCUCCCUGGAGGAGAAGCGCCGCGGCUGCCUGGAGAACCUGGCCGCCCUCAUCCAGAAGAUCUACCGCGGCUGGAAGUGCCGCACACACUUCCUGCUCCUCAAGCGCAGCCAGGUGGUGGUGGCCGCGUGGUACCGCCGAUACGCGCAACAGAAGAAGUACACGCAGAUCAAGAGCGCCACCAUCAUGGUGCAGUCGUACUCCAGGGGAUGGAAGGCACGCAAGAUCCUGCGGGAGCUGAAGCACCAGAAGCGGUGCGAGGAGGCGGCCACGACCAUCGCCGCCUACUGGCACGGCACCCAGGCUCGCGUGGAGCUGAGACGGCUGAAGUAUGUCGCGGCGAGUACGCGGGCUGUGGCGCUCAUUUGGGCGUACUGGCAGGGCACCAAGGCCCGACGAGAGCUGCGUCGGCUGAAGGAGGAGGCCAGGAAUAAGCACGCCGUGUCGGUCAUUUGGGCCGGCUGGCAGGGCACCAAGGCGCGUAGGGAGCUGAAGAGGCUAAAGAAGGAAGCGAGGCGUAGGCACGCCGUGGCCGUCAUCUGGGCCUACUGGCUGGGACUCAAGGUCCGUCGGGAGUACAGGAAGUUCUUCAGAGCCAACGCGGGCAGAAAGAUUUACAGCUUCAUCAUGCAGAGACUCAUGCAGAAGUACUUCCUGGGCCUGAAGCGCGACCUGCCCUCCAUGUCCCCCAUCGGCGGGAGCUGGCCCACCCGGCCCUACCGCUUCCUGGACACGGCUCACACGGAGCUCCGCAGCAUCUUCCACCACUGGAGGUGCAAGAAGUAUAGGAGCCGGUUCACGGACGAGAGAAAGGCGGUGUUCGAGGAGAAGCUGCAGGCCAGCGAGAUCUUCAAGGAUAAGAAGGCUCUGUACCCGAGCAGCGUGGGGCAGCCUUUCAGAGGGGACUACCUGGAGAUCAGCAAGAACCCCAAGUACCAGAAGCUGAGCAGCGCCAUGGACGAGAAGGUCCUGCUGGCCGACGUGGUCAACAAGAUAAACCGGGCCAACGGCAAGGGCACCGCUCGCAUCUUCCUGCUUACCAAGAACAACUUUGUGCUGGCGGACCAGAAGACGGGCCAGGUGAAGGCCAGCGUGCCGCUGCCCGACCUCGCCAGCAUAUCCGUCAGCACGCAGAACGACGGCUUCUUCGCGCUCAAACUCAAAGAGGGUUCUGCCGGGGCGACCAAAGGGGACUUCCUACUGAGCAGCGAGCACCUGAUUGAGAUCAUCACCAAGCUGCGUCGCACGGGCGCCACGGCCGUAAACCACGAUCACCUGGACAUAGACAUCUCAGAUGAGUUCCUGGUGCAGUUCAAGCAGGACAAGGUGUGUGUCAAAUUUGUGCAGGGAGCGCCGAAGAACGGCAAUGGCGCGUCCUGCAAGCGCAAGAACAACCGUCUGCUGGAGGUGUCUGUUCCCUCGACGGCGUAACCAUGCUGCCACACCCCCUUCCAAUCCCCCCCCCCGCACCCAGCCUUCCUCUCAGAGUUCCACGGAGUAGCUCUUGAGGCCGGCUAAUCAAACCAGACGACCAAGCCCUUUCCCCAGAG
Molecule: messenger RNA, 3886 nt
Organism: Gadus chalcogrammus (walleye pollock)
Lineage: Eukaryota; Metazoa; Chordata; Actinopteri; Gadiformes; Gadidae
Gene: myo1b
Product: myosin IB
Exons: 32
Coding region: 267-3767 (1166 amino acids)
Biological process (GO): vesicle transport along actin filament; actin filament organization
Cellular component (GO): myosin complex; brush border; plasma membrane
Molecular function (GO): actin filament binding; microfilament motor activity; ATP binding
Source: RefSeq, a predicted model, not a curated record